GCCGGUGCAACAACAAAGGAUGUAAACAAAUCCUUUCAAUCAGCUAACGUACAAAUCGGAUGUUAAAUAUUUAUUUUGCAACGUAUCUUGUUUUAUUUAUUUCCCCACCAUUAGCUAUGCCCAUCUCAUAACUGAAUGUCACUUUGUUUUAACGCUAAGAAACCUCGCCGACGAUUUUGAAAAUGAUAUUCAAAAUUCCCUGGAUCUAUAUACCGGUGCGGACUGUGCUGGCUAUCUGGCAGCAGCUGACCAGGCCUGAGAUCCCAGAGUUGGCCAAGGGCACAGUGCUGAUGAGGGAGCGCAGUAAAGUGGAGGAGACGAUCCAGGCCAUGCAGCGGGCCGGUGCAGGAAGUCUGCAGGUGAUCUCAGACUUCGACAUGACUCUCACCAGAUUUGCACACAACGGGAUGCGAGUGCCUACCACCCACAACAUCCUGGAUAACCGGUUGCUGAUUAAUGAAGACUGUACCAGAAGGAUACGGGAGCUUUUGAACACCUACUAUCCUAUAGAGAUCGAUGCCAGUAGGACUGCUGAAGAGAAGCAGCCUCUUAUGGUUGAAUGGUGGACUAAAGUCCAUGAGCUGUUGAUCCAGCAGAAGAUCAGGAAGGACAUGUUGGCCCGGGCUGUCAAGGAGUCCAGCGCUAUGCUCAGGGAGGGCUACAAGGUGUUUUUUGACCGCCUGGCUGAGCACCAGGUUCCUCUGUUGAUCUUCUCAGCCGGUAUAGGAGACAUCCUGGAGGAGGUGAUCCGCCAGAACCACGUCUUCCAUCCCAACCUUCACAUCAUCUCCAACUACAUGGACUUUGACCGCACUGGCGUCCUGCAAGCCUUCAAAGGCCAACUGAUCCACACCUUCAACAAGCGGGAGGGUGCUCUGCUGCAUGCCGCCCACCUCAGGGAGCUGCAGGGCCGGCCCAACGUGCUGCUGCUGGGCGACUCUCUGGGAGACCUGACCAUGGCAGACGGGGUGUCGCAGCCUCAAAACAUCCUGACCAUCGGCUUUCUCAAUGACCAGGUAGAAGAGAGGAAAGAGUCAUACGUCAACUCCUUCGACAUCGUCCUGGUGAAGGACGAGACGAUGGACGUUCCCAACGCCGUCCUCAGCUACAUCACCUCAGCGGGAGACGCCAAGUAAGACACACAGGAAGGGACGGGACACCGAUCACUGAUCCAAAGCUGCACACAAGGACCGGAUUGACUCGCCACUUUGACACUCCAUUCACAACAUUGCAUGCUGGGGCGCAAUCACCAUGGCAACCAUCAGUUACCUCACACCAGACCAAGAGGCUGGACCUUUUUUUUUUUUUUCCACACCACUGGUUAUCGGUGCAAACCACACACUAGGACCUCGGAAGUUUAACACUCACAGUAUUUUAUAUUUUAACUUGCAUUUCCAGGGUGUCAAGGCAGAUCAGAUAAAUCAUCUAUUUGUCAACUUAGGUGAGAAAAACCUCAAUGAAAUGUAUCAGUAUUAUAUAUUUACAACAUAAUAAAUAGGAGUUCCUACAUCCCACAGAUAAAAAAAACAACCUCUACAAAUAUCACUAGGCCAUAGUAGUUUUAAACACUUUAUUUUAUUAUUGUAUACAGAGAUCUGUCUUGCUUUUAAUUUGUUGACUUAUACGGGUGAGGAUGGGAUAGUUGUAAACAAGAUAUAUAUUCUACUCUAUUCUAUUCUGUUCAUAUGCGUGGAAAGGCAUCACAUUACUUAUCUGCACAAUAGUUAUUAUUUGGCCAUGGAGGAUGUAAGCACUGUAAUGAUGUUACCCCACAGAUGCUUUACACAUGGGUGAUUAAUUUACUUGUUUACAGCUGACUUGCAAGCAAUGUUGCUAGUCUCUAGUUUUUAAUGUCAAGCCAUGUUAUGUAUUAGUUUGUAGUUUAUUAAGAUUGAAAUUCUUAUAAAGGGUGACCCAAAAAAACGAGAAUUUUUGAAGUGCGUAUUGGCAGACAUGAGCAAGUGGCAGCACAAUUUUAAAAAAAAUGAAAAUUCCAUCGUUGUCUUCUUAAAUGGCAUGUUUUCAGGUUUCAAUUACUAUGAAUAAAAUAUUUUUCUUCCAUCACUCUUGGUUUUAUUGGAUUGUUAAAAAGUUCCCGUUUUUUUGGGUCACCCUGUAUUUUCAGUCUUUUGACAGUAGAGACAGAUAGGGAAAUAUAUAGAGAUUUAUAUGAAAGACAGAGAUGAAGAUUGAAUGAAUGGGAUGGGGAUUUAAAAUCUGAGAACUGAGAAACACUCCGCUUCCACAGCCACUGCUGCUAAUAAGAAGGAUCUAACAGUAAGCUGUCUGUAUUUUACAAGAGAUACUGUUUUGAAACUUCAGAGUAAAAGACGAUCAGUCUGAGUUCAUACAGUCCAUCUAAAAGGCACUGUGCCUCUGAUAAAAACCAUAGGGAUAAUAAACAUUAUUUUAUUUCACUUAAUUCCCUUUUGAUUGCUAAUAAGUUCUGCCUCAAAUAUACUAAAUGCAAUAACACCAGUACAAGUGCUUUUCAGAUGGACAGAGGAAGGCCAAGUUCACUCAAAUUAUAUGGACUUCUUCAACACCUGAGCUACAUGUUUAACAGAAAUUUUGAGGUUAUGCAUGUAUGUAAUAUUUCAUUCUUGGCUAUGAAGUCUUGAUUAAGACAGUGAAAUGUUUGUUACCAGAUAGAUUGAAAUGAACAUUGUGGCUUGCUGUACAGUUCUCUUCAUCUCAACAUCCCCUCAUAAGAUUCAGUGAGUUAAGAUUAUUUGACGCAGUAGAAAAAUUGAAACAACUGUUUCUCAAAAACAAUUUAAUAGACUUGAACAUCAGGGACAAAUAAAGGUGCUUGUUUGUUUU
This is a messenger RNA of Myripristis murdjan (pinecone soldierfish), 2823 nucleotides long. RefSeq names its product 7-methylguanosine phosphate-specific 5'-nucleotidase-like. Gene Ontology annotation, cellular component: cytoplasm. The record is from RefSeq and is a predicted model, not a curated record. Bases 183 to 1136 code for a protein of 317 amino acids. The transcript has 10 exons. Gene Ontology annotation, molecular function: magnesium ion binding; 5'-nucleotidase activity. NCBI's taxonomy places the organism in Eukaryota, Metazoa, Chordata, Actinopteri, Holocentriformes, Holocentridae.